This is a messenger RNA of Mauremys reevesii (Reeves's turtle), 1193 nucleotides long. Its product is annotated as heat shock protein 30C-like. NCBI's taxonomy places the organism in Eukaryota, Metazoa, Chordata, Testudines, Geoemydidae. The transcript has a single exon. Gene Ontology annotation, biological process: response to heat; protein refolding. The coding region runs from base 69 to 728 and encodes 219 amino acids. The record is from RefSeq and is a predicted model, not a curated record. Gene Ontology annotation, molecular function: protein folding chaperone.
CAGGGAGCCGGGCAGCGGCGGCAGCGGCAGCAGCAGCACUCGGACCAGCUACUCCAGCCCCGCGCAGAAUGUUCCCGCUCCGAGUGUGGCUUCGCAGCAGAGCCCCAGCGUCCAGCCUCCUGCGGCCGGGUCCCCACAGCCUCUGGGACCAGCUGGUGGGGGACGUGCAGACGCACCUGGACGAGAUGGAGCGAAUGAGAUGCUCCCUCCUUCUGGCUUAUCCCCUUCUCUGCAGGGAGGGCGAGGGGAGCAGGACCCCGAGGCAGAGCAGCCAGUCCCUGGCUGAGGGUGCUGGGAAGGAGCCUGGGUCCCAGGCGCAGGGGAAGGAGACGUACCAGCUCUCCAUGGACGUGAGCGGCUUCUCCCCAGCUGAGCUGAUGGUGAGAGUGGACGGGAGGAAGCUGACGGUGACGGGGAAGCAUGAGAAGAAAACGGAGUCGGAGGCUGGAGUCUGCUCCCACGAGUACAGGGAGAUCCGCAGAGAAACUCUCCUGCCGGAAGACGUGAACGUGGAGGCCGUGCUCUGCUCCCUGUCCCAGGAUGGGCAGCUCUGCGUCGAGGCACCACAUCUGGCCCUGCCAGGGGCACAAGGGAGAGACAUUCCCAUCAGUGUCUGCCAGGGGGUGAAGGCAGGAGAAGGAAAACUGCCCACGGAGGGAAAGGAACCGGGGAGCAGCGAGAUGGAGACAGGAGGAGAGAGCGAGGCGACCAGCCCCAUAGAUUCCUGAAACCAGCCACCGACUCCAGUAACCCUGGGACUCUGUUUCAUUGAUUCCCCUCAGCCCAGCUAGAGCAGCGCUUGGUCUGGGUGUGAAUGGUCCUGAGCAUAUUCCUGGGCUGCCAGAAUCUCUCUGUAAGAGCAGUGACUGGGGGAUGCUCCAUUUCUCUGCUCUUUGUUUGUUUGUUUUUGUUAUAAUGUUUAUACUUGUUUGAAUUUGAAAAUUAAAUACCAACCUUUCUAGUAAAUACAAACCGUGCUGUCUGGUGAGCUCUGUCUGCUUGAUUCACCAUUUUGCGUUAUUUCUGGAAAUAAACUGCCAUUGUCCCAGCUCAGUUCUCAUCUCUCUCUGCAGAGACCCCUUUCAAUCUGCAAGGGAGGGAACAUGAUGGUUUUGAGAGUUCAGAGCUGUUGAUUGUAGGGUGCAGGUCUAAGAUAAGAGCAGAACAGCUGUGAUAAAGGGCCGGGUUGCUGU